Molecule: messenger RNA, 1722 nt
Organism: Fusarium mangiferae
Lineage: Eukaryota; Fungi; Ascomycota; Sordariomycetes; Hypocreales; Nectriaceae
Product: related to PAC2-involved in the stabilization of microtubles
Exons: 3
Coding region: 1-1722 (573 amino acids)
Cellular component (GO): extracellular matrix
Source: RefSeq, a predicted model, not a curated record
AUGGCAACGGCGAAUUACGUUGGCCAACGUAUCUCAUACGAUGGCGCUCUCUGCACGGUGAGAUUCGUCGGUGAAGUCUCAGGCACAACAGGGACGUGGCUCGGCGUAGAAUGGGACGACUCAGCCCGUGGCAAACACGACGGAUGUCACAAAGGCAUUCGUUACUUUACCUGCAGAUCUAAAUUCCCCACUGCUGCCUCAUUUGUGCGCCCUUCACGGCCAGCUGACCCGCCGCGUCACUUUCUAGCAGCCGUCAACCACAAAUAUGCCUCUGAAUACACGCUUCCAGAUGGCAGAAGGGCUGCAGAAGAGAUUGUGUUCUUCGGAAAGCGUGCUGAGGAGGUGGGGUUUGAGAAGAUCCGCCGUAAGCAAGCCAAUAUCGGCGAGCUCACUGUGGUGAUUCUCGAGGACCUCCAGGUUUCCAGUGCCAGAGCAGACGACGAGAGCGAGGGAGUCAUUGCAAAGACGUGUCCCAAGAUUACGCAGUUGGACCUCAGUCGCAAUUUGUUUGAGCGGCUUGACCCCGUGUUUGAAAUUUGUCGUGAGCUACCAAACCUCCAGCACCUGACCCUCAAUGGGAAUCGAUUCCAGAAUGUUUUAUACGAUCAAGUAAGCGAUGCUGUAAACAGCGUCAAAGAGCUGUCGCUCGAGGAAACCUUGCUGAGCUGGGAGGAAGUUUGCCACAUUGCAACAAAGUCUCCAUCUUUGGCUGCUCUUGAUGCUGGAUCAAACCAAUUUCAAUCUCUCCCUGCUUUAGACUAUGGCAAUCUUUCGUCCACUUUGACAUCUAUCAACCUCGAAAUCAACGAAUUCACUUCGUUUGUGGACAUCAGCACCCUUGCAACACUCAGAUCACUUCGCAACGUCCACCUCAAGGGGAACAACAUUUCGACAAUUGCCCCUGAAGGUACAGAAGGACCGAUCUUCUCAGAUACUGUCCAGUAUCUCGACGUCUCCUAUAACAAAAUUCAAUCCUGGGAAUUUGUGAACCAGCUUCCCAAACAUUUCCCUGGUCUAGUUGGGUUGCGAAUUGGCCACAACCCCUUCUACGACGCUGUGGACGCUGAUGCCAAAGCAUCGUCUUCGGAGGAGUCACACAUGUUUACUGUCGCCCGUCUUGGGUCACUAAAGUCCCUCAAUUUCAGCCAGAUCACGCCGGCUGAUAGAAGUAACGCCGAGAUGUUCUAUCUUUCGCGGAUUGCAAAACAGCUCGCGGCUGCACCAGAGGACGCCGAACAAGAAGUCCUGGCAAACCACCCUCGCUAUUUCGACCUUUGCAAAAUCUACGGCGAGCCAAACAUUGUUCGUCAAUCAGAGGUCAACCCUGCUUUCCUGGAGGCACGUCUAGUUACCGUUGCUUUCCGUCUUCAAAAUGGCGAGGAAAAAGUGAAGAAGAUCCCCAAGUCGUACGAUAUCUAUGCCGUAAAAGGCAUCGCUGGAAAACUGUUUGGCCUGUCGCCUCUCAGACUGGGGCUUAUCUGGGAAACAGGAGAAUGGGACCCUGUAGCUGGCUUUGACGAUCAAGAGGGCGAUAGCAGCGACGAGGAGGAUGCCGAAGAGGAGAGGGAACGCAAAGGAAUUGACACACAUGCUGCUGAGGAGGAUACUGCAGGCAAACCUGGACGAUGGGUCAAAAGAGAAGUGGAACUCAAAGAUGGACCUAGACAACUGGGUUACUGCGUAGAUGGUUUGGAUGUCAAGAUGCGUGUGGAGGCUCGAUAA